Messenger RNA from Myiozetetes cayanensis, 4177 nucleotides. RefSeq names its product complement C1q and tumor necrosis factor-related protein 9A-like. The record is from RefSeq and is a predicted model, not a curated record. The transcript is spliced from 4 exons. Gene Ontology annotation, molecular function: protein binding. Bases 3012 to 4046 code for a protein of 344 amino acids. NCBI's taxonomy places the organism in Eukaryota, Metazoa, Chordata, Aves, Passeriformes, Tyrannidae.
UCUGUGCUUUGUAACAAGAAACAAGAACUCAAGCCUUUUUAUGUUUCAGUACCAAAGGAGAAAUGAAAAAGUCAGCAAUGGAAAACUGCACACCUCAUGGAUUUUAAGAAAAGCACACAAAUACUCCUUACACAAGUGUAUUUCUAAGUGCUUUACAAAAUUGAGUUACUCUAAUAAGCUAGAGGACAUGUCAUUAUGAGAAUACGUCAGAAGUGUAUAAGCUGUCAGCACAUCACAUUUUUUGUUAAUCUUAUAUCUGUGUUAGAUUUAGUUUACUGCAGUCAGAACUGACUUCUGGUUGUCCAGAUGAGUGCCUAGGGCUGAGAACUCACACACUGCCACUAUAAGGUAUUCAGGCUCUGGUUUUAAAAAACAGACUUGUGUGCAAGUGUGUAUGUGUUUGUAUAUGUAUGUAUUUACACCCACAUCCCCUUUAUAGACUCCAUAUGGCAUCCCCAUACGGACCCUCCCUCUCUUUACAUUACAUUUCUGUUGUGCAUCGGGGAGGGGGGGGUCUGAUGACUGAAUGACACCUGGGCAAGGUUUUACCUGAGUCAUUUUAAUGUUCCAAGCAUUCAGAGUGGGCCACCUGCAGUGACAGACAAACCACUCUGCAGGCAAGUGAAGGCUGGGAGGUAUCCAUCAGAGUCACUGGAGUCUGGUGUCAGUGAAGUUCAGAAGGGCUAACCUGAGAGGGCAGAGGUCAGCAGCAGAGGAAGGAGUACCACUGCCCUUCAAGGGCUGAGUUUCUCUCAGAAGAGAAACAUAAGAUGAUGUAGGAUUGACUGACUGCUUCUCCUGGUGUUUUUUGGAAAGCUGAAACUGCUUAAGAGGAAAGGAGUACAGUUACUCCUCCAAUACAGAGGAAAGGAAUCCCUGAGGUACACCUGAGGGACUUUGCUGGCAGAACGUGGCAGCUGCCAAAUUCCUCGUUAUUUCUGGCACAUAGGAAAUAAGAAGCCAGAAGGCCCAAUAUAUACACUGAAGUGAAUUGUCAGUAGGCAGAUUCACCAGGCACAGUUAACCUUGGCCACUUCCAAUAAGCAUACCCCAGACUAGAGAUACUGUCUCACUGAAAAAGUGUCUAGAAGGUGCUCUGCUAAUAAGAUCAGGUAUCUUACUAACCAUCCAGCUUGUGGUCAUUACUGCCAUAUUCAUCUCCUAAAGAAGGUAAUGAGCACAGCAAUCAAUCUAAAAAAACCCCUGCAUCUCCUUCCAUUCACGUGCAAUGUUUUUUAAGAGCAAAUGAUCAAUUUUUGCUACAGUGUAAUUAUUUUCAAGGCAUUACUGUGUGGUCAGACGAGACACAUCAGAAACCAGCUGGGGAUCACAUUUGCCUUUAAGGCCAUUCCUACAAGCAGUUUUCUUGGUUCUCUGCUAAAAAUGCAUCAAACCAGACUAACUGCAGAGUCCAUCGAGGUAGCCCAACUAAUAAAUGAUGUCAUUUUCAACUCAGGAUGGAACAGACAGACUGUGACUGUUGUCACUGUAAAAUUCACAGCUUUGUUUGGGUCACUGUAAAGAUUGUGCUGCCCUGGGAGGCCCAGGGCACGUCACUGCUGGUACCAUGUCACCAGGAACCUCCAGUGCUCUUCCACCAGAGCCACUGGCUUUCCCAGGACCCUGCAGACAGAAAGGUUUGUCAAGAAAUCCAGGUUUUCUGCAUGGCAGGACAGACCACUGAGGGCACAGCACUAAGCUGGAAAGGUUGGAUAUUUUUUAUAUCAAACUUUUACGUAGAGAAAGGAGGCUGAGACUAAGCAACCUUUGAAAAUUUCAGACAGUGCUUAAUUGGUAAAAAGAAAGGGAUUGUUUGUCAUGGCUCUCGUUUCUGCUUCUCAAUUAGCAUAUCAGCGAGGUUAAUUUGGCUACAGAAGUUCAUUCUAGUAGAGCAGCUAAUUGCUGCACAUGGUCGUUCCUUUUCCUCAGAGCACGGUAGACACGGUGUCCCAAAUACAAACCAGGGCACCACAACGCUUGCAGUAUUUUCAUAUUGCCACAGGGUGGUGGUGAAGACCUUACCGAAAAUUUUGUUGCUCGGCGGUACUGAGGUUACGUCCUUCGGUAUGUGCUGACCACACGUGUCAAGUCUGCAGUGUGGGAACACCCUCAGACACACUGUUUUCAGCCACUUGCACCAACGAGGGUGAAUUAAGGUCACUUCCUAUAACACAUUAACUCCUGUGACUUUUGGUUUUAUCCUUCAGUGUUCAUGACCAGCAUUUAAGGAGUUGAUGAUAAGCUCAGUUGCUUUACUUCCACAAGUCCUUAGCAGCAGUUGCAGUAGUUUCAAGAAGACACAGUUAAGUUUUGAGUUAUAGCUUUUAAAAAUUUAGUUACCGAUGGUACAUAAUUUACUAUAGCAGAAGCUUUCACUGUUGCUUGAAUGACUAAUUGGGGAGCCUCCUAAUUACAUUUGAAAAGCUCUCUUUGUCAUUCAAUUUACUUUAAUUCAACCUUGUUAUUUCUUUUCCAUAACCAGCUAAUAUUUGUAAUGCUAUUUUCUCAGCAUUUUUGGUUUUAAUUUCUAUAGUCUUUUUCUCAAAUUCCAUUUUAAAUUACUUAAUACAGAAACUAUUACAUGUUUUACAGCACAAUAGUGUUGUGAGACAUGCCUUCCAUCCUACAAACCAACCAACCUGUUAAAGGUUAACAUUUUUGUGACAUAUUUGUGGAAUGGAACAGGCAAAUCAAAGCCUUAUUAAUCCAUUUUAACAAUUUUCUUUCAUGUAACAGUGGUAAAAGCCAAAACACAGAGCAUUUCAGCUUAAUAUUGAAAUAAAUAGGAAAAUUCCACUUUAAAACUGUGUUUUAAUUAUUGAACAGCUCUCAGAAUUAAAUCACUGACCUUUGAGAAUUUAGUGACCAAACAAGUACUUGUCCUCAAGGCACAUAUCUGAGCGUGCACUCCUUUAUGUGAAGCUUUUCCACUCUGGUUAAAGAUGCCCAAGAACACUGCAAGUACCAAGUGAAUGAGUCUUUCAGCCAAAAUCAUAUAACCUAUCUAAAGAAUGAAAAGCUGGAUUGUACUGCUGGCUAUUGUAGUCAGCACAGCAGAAACAGAAGAACAGGCUGUCUGUACCCAAGGGUAUCCUGGCAUCCCUGGCAAUCCUGGGCACAAUGGCACACCUGGCCGUGAUGGACGCGACGGUCCAAAAGGCGACAAGGGAGAUACAGGCGAACCAGGAGUUCCUGGCUUUCCAGGAAAAGAUGGUGCCAAUGGAGAGAAAGGUGAACAAGGAGCCAAUGGGACUGUUGAAGAGAAGGGGAACAAAGGAGAUAAAGGAGAAAGAGGACGACCUGGCAAACUGGGGCCAAAAGGAGUUAUAGGGUCAGUGGGUUACAAAGGUCAGAAGGGAGAGCUGGGACUGCAAGGACAAAAGGGGUUAAAAGGAGACAUUGGACCCAUUGGUCCAAAAGGGUCAAAGGGUGAAGUUGGCCAUCCUGGAAGAGUUGGUUUCCCAGGGCCAAUUGGCCCAACUGGUAAUCCAGGUCCUAAAGGUAAUAUUGGAGAUGUAGGGCCACAGGGUAAUCCAGGAGUUCAGGGGGAAAGAGGCUUGAAAGGAGACAGAGGAGAAAAGGGGAAUGUAGGUGCCCCAGGAGUCCUGCCAAGGAGUGCUUUCAGUGUUGGCCUUACAGUUGCUACCAAAUUUCCUCCUCCAAAUCGCCCAAUCAAGUUUGACAAGGUGCUGUAUAAUGGUCUCAACGACUACAACCCAGUUACUGGCAAAUUCACCUGCAAAUACCCUGGUGUUUACUAUUUCACCUACCACAUCACUGUCUACUCAAGGAACGUCCGAGUAGCUCUAGUUAAGAACGGCAUCAAGAUGCUGCACACUGUGGACAGGUACCAGAGUGGAGAGGACCAGGCCUCAGGAGCUGCCAUCCUGGAGCUGCAGGGAGGAGACGAGGUGUGGCUGCAGGCUCACCAAGGGGAGACUUUCAAUGGGCUGUUUGCAGACGCUGAUGAUGAUACCACCUUCUCUGGGUUUCUCCUGUUCAGCACCUCUGACCCGCUGGAGCCACUCUCAUUGCCCACCAUAUAACUUCAUGCCAUCCGUGAAUGCUGUAUAUCUGUGUCCCUUAGCCCUCCCUAAUAAAGUUGUUAUCUGCUGAACAAUUUCUGUUGGAUUCAACAGAAAACAGACAGUUGUUUUCAGAAAAAGCUUCUGUGCAA